Messenger RNA from Bicyclus anynana (squinting bush brown), 14846 nucleotides. Its product is annotated as START domain-containing protein 10-like. NCBI's taxonomy places the organism in Eukaryota, Metazoa, Arthropoda, Insecta, Lepidoptera, Nymphalidae. The coding region runs from base 11 to 1090 and encodes 359 amino acids. The record is from RefSeq and is a predicted model, not a curated record. Gene Ontology annotation, molecular function: lipid binding. The transcript is spliced from 6 exons.
UGUCGGGCGAAUGGGCGGCGCGGGCUGGACACGUGCCGAAGCGCGUGUUGCGGAUGACUCGGACUUUGAGACCCUGAAGAACCUCCUAGGAACGCAGGAUGGAUGGAGCCUCGAGUACGAGAAGGAUGGGGUUAAAGUUUGGGCCGAAAACGCCGCGCAUGGCGCCCUACGCACCGUCAAGGUGGUCGCGGAGUUCGAGGACGUGGAACCUGACGCGUUGUACGACGUGCUUCACGACCCGGAGUACCGCUCCGUGUGGGACACGCACAUGCUGGGCGCGGAGGACGCCGGACACAUCAACGUCAACAACGACGUCGGAUACUACGCCAUGUCGUGUCCGGCACCGCUCAAGAACCGCGACUUCGUGCUUCAGCGCUCCUGGCUGGACACGGGCGAGGAGAAGAUGAUCCUCAACCACUCCGUCUUCCACAAGGACUACCCGCCCCGGAAGGGAUAUGUCAGAGCACUGUCCCUGUUGACGGGUUUCGUGGUGCGAAGGAGGGACGGGCCCGGCAGCUGGUUGGGCUACGUGUCGAGGUCAGACCCGCGCGGAGCUCUGCCUGCUUGGUUGGUCAAUAGGGUAACAGCUCAGCUGGCUCCUCGCCUGGUGCAGCAACUGCACGCAGCAGCGCGGCGCUACCCCGGGUGGAAGGCGCUCACCGACACGCCCUACUUCAAGCCGUGGAAGCACCCCGACCAGGUGCCGCCGUAUCGGAUCAAACUUGAAGAUUGCGUUGACCCCGACGCCCCCCCACCACCGCCCGAACCGAAGCCGAACACUUCAAAAAGCAAACUAGAAGUACGAGCCAAAGAACCAGAGAGCCACAGCAUAGAAGACUUAGGCGACAUAUCAUCAGAGUUCAGCGUAGAAGUAGAAGAACUAUCUGACCUCACCCUCGACCCUUCUAAGAAGAAGGGGAAAUUUUACAAAUUAGUCAAAUCUAUGAAGAAUAGAAGGAAAAGUGUCCAAGUAGCAAAAAGUGCCGAUAACCUAACUGAUAGCAAAAUGCCCGAAGAAAAACACGAGAGAAGAAAAUCUUCUUUUAAAUUCCAUCGACGGUUUAGUCUCAGUAGAGGGAAGGAAGAUUAGACAUAAUAAAUCUAGACAUAAUAUUAAAAUCUAUGGUUUACUUUUCCACUUUACAAAUAAUUACAGUAGAUUCUAAAAAGUAUAUCGUGGUUUUACAAUUUCGCAACAAUAUUUUUAAAAGUGAAUUCUACGAAAAUAUUAGUCUAAGGCCUGUUACACACGCGGCGGUAAACUUUGGACGUUGAAUUGUGGUAAAAAUACUACAACUUUUUAAAAAAAAUUUAAAGAAAAUUUGGUCAGUACCUAAAUCUAUUUAUGUCAGUUUACAGUUAACGCUUCUACUAAAAACUUAAAAAAAAAACAGAAUGUACGACUUUAAUUCAGCAGCGUUCAGCAGGCGUCACUAACUUUGAUGUAAAUUAGUUGACGUAUAUGAAAUUGAGAUUCUGAGAAAUGUUAUCCGGUGCCUACUGACAACCUUUCAUGGAUAUCAUAUUAGAUUCAGUUGCUUUGAUGUUUAUUUUAAUAUGUCAUUAAUAAAGACCAAAUUAGUGAAUAGACAAGCAGAGCUUUCGGUUGAUGACAAAUAAUUGUAAACCAAAAGAACAGUCGCAAAUCAUGCACGUGUGUAAUAUGUCUAAUUCAUCUACUACUCGUACUUCGUAUUGUAGAUUUUCUCUCUGAAUUAAAACUAAUAUGCUAACUUUCCAUCAAAUAUGUGUCUGGAAUAUUGCGAUUUAUUUAUAACCCAUAAUAUCGCUUAAUUUUCAUUUUUAUAUUCGCAUGUUUGACAUAUUUCUUAUUAGAUAAACAGUUACAAAAAUUACAAAAUUCAAUACUUUUAACUCACACAAUAAACUCAGUUACUUUUCACCUUUGCAUGUGCAUAUAAAAUUUUACAUUUAUUUGAUUGAAUUAAAUUAUUCCCGCAACAUUUGGGUGUAAAUAAAACUACUGUAACUGUAACAUUAGGUGUAUUAACUGUUUUAACUUACCAUAAUUUAGAGUUAUUUAUGGAAGAUAAAAGCCAUAUAUAUUUGGCUUUAUUAUAUCAUACAAGCGAAAUAUCAAUUGAAAAGCUUGGCUUUUAUACAAAACACCUAAUUUACGUGAAAUGAUGAAAAAAUAUCGGAAAAUAGAUAGAAGUGUAAAAAAACUGUUACUUUUAGAUGAUGCGCUUAGACAUUUCUUCUUUACAAUAUACAAUGUAUUAUUGUUUCAAUCAAAAAAGUAAUAGCUACAUUCUGUUUAAGCCAUACAGGAAAAAUAUAUAUAAUUAAAGGCCACAAUGUCUUCGUAUGCCGUAGUAUUUUAACUGAACUGAAUGCAGUAAUUUUUUUUAUGUUUUUGCCAAUUGUGAAAAAGUCUCAUUACUUGUGAGAAAAUGUUAUAACAAAUGUUUAAGAAGUAAAAUAAGCGAACGAGAGAUGUUGUUAGAGUUAUUUAGAUUAUAAUAAAAAAAUCAUAGAAUAAGAUGUUAAAGUAGCUUGGUUUACAUAAUUAGGCAUUUUUAUCAUUCCAAAUAUAUUGUUUUGGAUGUUAUCAAGAUAAAGUACAUAUAACCCAAUCUUGUCCCAAUGUAUUUAAUAAAGUCUGAACAGGAUUAUUUGUGAGUAAUAAAUAGUUUAGUGGAUUUAUUAUUUAUUAUCUUAAAAUUUAAAAAUCGCAAACAUUUUUUUGUUUUUCUUUUUUAAUAUGUUAUUGUUUCGUUGAUAAAUUUCUCUAAAUAUAGAAAUCGUUUGCUUGGUGUUCAUAAAUCAAAUGCAUAAUUAAAAAAGACUUGAUUUUAAGUAAAUCAAAUGAAACCAAUGUCAUGAAGGGUCAAAUGAGUCAAAAUAGUAACUUUUUUUGACUUUUGCAAAAUAACUACAACUAAAUACUUAAACUUAAAGUAAAUAAAAAUAUUUAAAAUUAAUAUACAUAAAGAAUUGCUAUUUUGAGCCAGGCAUAAGUCGGAUCACCAAAUAAACGAAUACGCAUAAACCCAUAUGUCGGAUUAUUUCGUUGAAGGUGUAAUGUUUUGGUGUUUUCCACUAAAAACCGACGAAUCCAAGAGACAAGGCGAAGUAAUUUGCAAUUAAACAUUGUAGAUAGAGCCUCUUAGUUUCAGUUUUCGUGCUGCGUAGGUAGAUGAUUUAUAUUUGGAUCUGGGUUGUCGUUUGAAUGCGUCAGAAAAUAUCUAAAUAAAUUUACUGUAUAUAUAAAUCACGCGUUACUUUACGGAAGUUUUUUAUGUACAGUGAAUAAUUGAUUUAUUUUGAUAUAUAUUUUGCUUCUGUUUAAUAAGCGUUUUUACUAUUUACGUCCUGCGUCCAAACAUUUACAAGUUCCAACUUGAGACGGACGCAGGCAGUGUGUUCUUAACUUUAUUUGGUAACUAUCAAAUAUCAACUAAUUAUAAUAAAACUUCUAUCUUCGGAAGUCAGUUGGCCGUUGGCUGUAAUUGUAAUGUGUACAGGCGUUGGAUGGGCGCGUAUUUUGCAGUGGCGUUCACAAGGUUGUUAGCUUGUGUAGGCUGUUCUUCUUCUCAAAAUCAUUCGUAACGUGUCUUUUCUUGGUAUGUUUAUUUUUGUAUCUAUGAAGUGCAGACCACUGUUUGUGUGAGAUAUUGAAGGAGAGUUAGCAAAGUAGAAAAAUAUUAGAAACUAGCUGACGCCGCGACGCCGCCGCCGACGUUUCGCCCGCGUGGUUCCCGUUCCCGUAGGAAUACGGGGAUAUAAUAUAGCCUAUAGCCUUCCUCGAUAAAUGGGCUUUCUAACACUGAAAAAAUUUUUGAAAUCGGACCAGUAGUUCCUGAGAUUAGCGCGUUCAAUCAAACAAACAAACAAACAAACAAACUCUUCAGCUUUAUAAUAUUAGUAUAGAUUUUUAAUUGUCUUAGAAGUUUACUUUGUUUUCAACGAACUUCCACGCCACACGCAUAAUAUUAUAAAGAGGUAAAGUUUUUGGUGUUGUAGGAUUUUGAAAAUUCAUGUACCAUUAGAAACCCACGUUAUUCGUGAGUGUUUUAUAUAUCCCCAUAUUUUCACGAGAAAGGGCAUCGGCUAGAAAAUAAUAAUUUAAUAAUCAUCAUCAUGAUCAUCAUGUCAGCCGAUGGACGUCCUCUGCAGAACAUAAUAGGCCUUUUGUAGGGACUUCCAAACAUCACGAUACUGAGCCGCCUGCAUCCAGCGACUCGCUUGAUGUCGUCAGUCCAUCUGGUGGGGGGUCGACGAACACUGCGCUUUCUAGUGCGAGGUCGCCAUUCCAGCACCUUGGGACCCCAACGGCCAUCAACUAUGUGCCAGCUUUUCGAACUAUGUGCCCCACUUAUUGCCAUUUAGGCUUCGCGACACGUUGAGCUAUGUCGGUGACUUUAGUUCUUCUGCGGAUCUCCUCAUCCAAUCCGAUCCAAUCGAUCAUUUCUGAUUCGAUCACGCAGAGUUUAAUUAUGCAUUUCUACUAUUCUAACUCUAAUAAUCUAAAUACUCACAUAAAGCGUCUGUGCUUCAUCAUCAUCAUCAUCAUAUCAGCCGAUGGACGUCCACUGCAGGACUGCCUCCAGCGAAUCUCUGCGACUCGCUUGAUGUCGUCCGUCCACCUGGUGGGAGCCACCGGCCAACACUGCGCUUACUAGUGCGGGGUCGCCAUUCCUCUUCGAACUAUGUGCCCAUUGCCACUUCAGCUUUGCAAGUUGCGAGUUGCGAAGCUGUGCCAAUUUGACUUACUAAGGUAGAAGUAUCCCUUAAUCCAUUUUUUUAUAUUAACUGUUAUGACAUUAAUAACGACAGAGUGAGAUUUUAAAUAGUGUUACAAUGUUCUCUAAUUAAUUAUUAUUAAUAAUAAUAGUCAUAAAAUUUAUUACACGGUAAUUUAUUUAAUCUUUAUUUAUUAUAUUAAAAUACUUACUAAUUAAGUAGUGUAUACUUUAAUUUACGCUCUAGGUACCUAAUGUUCUAUGAUAAUAAUAUAUAGCUAAAUCACUUUUCAAUAUAAACUGCCCCUGUAGCCAAGUGGCAUGACGAAUAUCUUUCUACGAUCGAAAACCUGACCUCUGCCUCCGAUUCCGGAGGGUGUGGGUUCGAAUCCGGUCCGGGCCAUGCACCUCCAACUUUUCAGUUGUGUGCAUUUUAAGAAAUUAAAUAUCACGUGUCUCAAUCGGUGAAGGAAAACAUCGUGAGGAAACCUGCAUACCAGAGAAUUAUCUUAAUUCUCUGCGUGUGUGAAGUCUGCCAAUCCGCAUUGGGCCAGCGUGGUGGACUAUUGGCCUAACCCCUCUCAUUCUGAGAGGAGACUCGAGCUCAGCAGUGAGCCAAAUAUGGGUUGAUGACGAUCGAAAACGCUUCGCAAACUAGAAAAAUCUUUGGGAAUGACAGAUGAUCACGUGACCUGUCCAUAGCAAAUGUCAUUCCCAUACAUUUUUCUAGUUUUCGAAGCGUUUGCGAUUGUAGAAAGAGAAUCGACGUGCCACUUGGCUACAUGAGAUGUAGUUAUAAUUCUUCUCUACUGGACUAAGAAUCUGUGAUGGCCAGAUCUUCGCUAUUUUAAAAGCUGAAAGUUUGUCAACUCAAAUUCCUAUCAUAGGUAACCAACCAAGCCAACUACAGCCAACAACCAACAACAAUAUGAUUUUUCACAAUAAGAGUACUAUGUUACAAUGUAAGCCUUAGAAGAAUAAAGUAAAUAUUAUGGCUUACCUUCAAUCGUAUACUGUUUAUAUAAAUGCCGCGUGGUCAAAUGACCGGGCGCCGUCUUUGAAGGUACAUCUUAUGUUUAUUUAUUACAACACAAUGAACUAAGUAUACAUGGAAGUUUGGAUCAUGCUGGUUUUGUGUAGCAACAGGUUUCAAGGGUCCAGUUUAUUGCUAGCAUGCAACCAACGAUAUUAUCUUGUCUUUGUACCAAUGGCGGCGCAACUGGAAAUAUCACUAUUUCUUUUAUUGCGUUGGUUAGAAAGAGUUGGGACUGGGACAACUCCGACGACAUUUUGUCUAUUUCUCUCCACUUGGUCGUAUGUUAGCACUACGGAUCCUCAAUUGUCACAUUAUAAAACAUUUGAUUUGUUGAAGGGUGGGUUUUGUCGAUUCGAUUUGUUUGUGGGAUACGAUUUCUCAUGGUAUACCGAGAAAAAUAUUAAUUGGAAAAUAUAAAAAAAAAACACUUUAAACUUGGAUGGUUUAGGGACUGGAACUUCCCAAGCCACUACGGUUCAAACUCCAUAGUGCAACCGUACUUACCUAUGGUAAAAGCAUGAGCUGACAAAAGGGGUUGGUCCAUUUCAGGUCCACUCUUAUACCCCGUAUCAUUAAAAUCUAAAUAAGUGAAUAAAUCUAACUAAAUAAAAAGAAAUAAAUAAAAUUAAAACCCAAGUUUUUGAGUUUUAACAAGAUAACAAGAUUUAAAGCAACUAUGACAUGAUAAUUGACAGCAAACGUCAAAUCGACAACUGCAUUGAAAACGUCAUCAAUCCGCCAUUAUUACCCAUAUUAGUGUUGCAUUUCUUGGGAGAUAAACAAUAUUAUUUCGAAAGAAUUAAACUAAAUUCGUAAAUUUGUAUAAUCGAAAAAUGGUUAAAAAAAUAUUUUCUUUUAUUUCCUCCAGGGUACAAUGGCUGAUCCUGAGCUCCAUACAAAAAACAAAAAAAAAACCGUCUCCCUUCAACUUUUAUAAAAUCUGUCUGAUCUGGCUACUACAUCUCAAUCUUUAUACGAUUUUAUCUAAAAUAUUAAGUCAUUGUAGUAUAGCAAUGUGAACUAGAAUGCUGUAUAAGUCUAGUCAAACAAUCUCGCACAAUAAAGCAAUGAUUUUAUUGCAUGACAAGAAAAAUAAAAAUUCUAGGCCUGUAGCCUGUUACAUAUCAUUCUCUUACUACAAACGCCAACGCUUCGAAAGCUACAAAAUUAAGGGGAUGACUUUCGUUGUUGAUAAGUCAUGCGAUUUAUUCAUUUAUUCAUACGCUUUAUUUGUAUACCACAAAACAAGGAAACACACUAACCUAACGAUAGAAACCAGCGUCUUUUUUUGUUAUUAUCGCUUCAUAACGAUCCCUUCCACGCAACCAUAAGUUUAGGAAAAUAUUAGAGUAUGUUUUGUUAAUUGAUAAUGCUUGUUUGUACACUUUCAUGCUUCAACUACUCAUCCUUUUACAUAAUCAUGAAUUUUUUUAAACAAAUUGUUCUUUGGAUUAUAGAAAAUGACCUAAGGUCUGAAAGCACGAGGUCGUGGGAUGGCAAUUUCAAUUUCAAAUCUUUUUUUUUUUUAAUAUAGUCUUUAUGAUCUAUAUGUAUACUAAUAGUCGAAAGAGGUAAAGGUUGUGGUAUUGUAGGGGAUAAUCUCUGGAUCUACUGAACAGUUUAUAAAAUUACACUAGAAAGCCACGUUAUUUGUGAGUGUCAUAGGCUAUAUUUUAUUCUCGUAUUCUCACGGGGACGGGAAAUACGCGGGUGAAACCGCAGGGCGACGUAAGUUUAGUAAUAUAUAAAAAUAAAUAUUACCGCAAAUUAAAUUAAUAUUAUAGUGCUUACUACUAUUUAGACGGCCUCCGUGGCGCAGUGGUAUGCGCGUUGGAUUUACAAAACGGAGGUCUUGGGUUCGAUCCCCGGCUGGGCAGAUUGAGAUUUUCUUAAUUGGUCCAGGUCUGGCAGUUGGGAGGCUUCGGCCGUGGCUAGUUACCACCCUACCGGCAAAGACGUACCGCCAAGCGAUUUAGCGUUCCGGUAUGAUGCCGUGUAGAAACCGAAAGGGGUGUGGUUUUUCAUCCUCCUCCUAACAAGUUAGCCCGAUUCCAUCUAAGACUACAUCGUCACUUACCAUGAUUGUAGUCAAGGGCUAACUUGUAAAGAAUAAAAAAAAAACUACUUUUACUUUUUUGUUAAGCUAUCCACACUAAACAAUUAAUAUUGUCUUACUUGAUAGGCUGCAUUUUGGCCGAGCCCAAAUCUUUGUUUAGUUAACUGAUUAUAUCUCUCGACUGGCUUUAAUUUAGUUAAGUCCAGCCUACUCUACUUAAUUUGUGUACUUUGAAUUGUUGGAUUUUUAUAGCUGCAAAAACAACACUGAAAUUAAAAUUUUAACAAAUAUGAACUUUCGAAACACGCAAGUUCAUUUAAGGCCAUAUCUACAUUUACCAUAAAGUUAGAUUGUGGUCAAGCACUUAGGUAUUCAUAUAAAAACAAUAAUUCUAUCUUACUCAAAGGCUCCAUGAAAUUUCUAAGAAAUGCUGAAAUGUUUUUCGUUUGUACUUAUUUCGUUACUUAGCGCAUAUAAAAAUUUUAAUAAAAAAAAUUCAACCGACUUCAAACUCAAAAAAUAACUUUAACUAAAAAGCAAAAAAUAACAUCCUACCUAUGUGCUACCUUCUGAUCAGUUUGAAGGCGGUGCCAAGCCAGCGAUGUUUUAAUUAAAUACGUUUAAACUACAAAAUUUCUGUGGUUAUUCCAGAAACAGCUUUAAUUAAAACACGACACUGGCUUGGCACCGCCUUCAAACUGAUCAGAAGGUAGCACAUAGGUAGGAUGUUAUUUUUUGCUUUUUAGUUAAAGUUAUUUUUUGAGUUGGAAGUCGGUUGAAUUUUUUUUAUUAAAAUUUUUAUUUUUUUAUUUUUAGUGUUAGCAUACCCACUGCGUGUCACAACCUAUCUAAGUGGAAAGUUCUUAUCAAUACAAAAUUAUCAAGUCCAAACACAAGGUAGCUACUGUGAGCCGUCGAGGAGUUCUCUUCAGUGUGCUUCGUCUUCAUCACCAGACCCUUAAUACAGUCGCAAUCCAUCUAGGUGGAAAGUUCUCAUCAAUACAAAUUUAUCAAGUCCAAACACAAGGUAGCUACUGUGAACCGUCGAGGAGUUCUCUUCACUGUCCCUCGUCUUCAUCAUCAGACCCUUAAUACAGUCACAAUCCAUCUAGGUGGAAAGUUCUCAUCAAUACAAAUUUAUCAAGUCCAAACACAAGGUAGCUACUGUGAACCGUCGAGGAGUUCACUUCACUGUCCCUCGUCUUCAUCAUCAGACCCUUAAUACAGUCACAAUCCACCUAGGUGGUAAGUUCUCAUCAAUACAAAUUUAUCAAUUCCAAACACAAGGUAGCUACUGUGAACCGUCGAGGAGUUCUCUUCACUGUCCCUCGUCUUCAUCACCAGACCCUUAAUACAGUCACAACCGAUAUAGGUGGAAAGUACUCAUCAAUACAAAUUAAUCGAGCCCAAACAAAAGGUGACUGCUGUAAAUCCUUGACGAGUUCCAUCGUCUGUGUUUCGGCUCCAUCAUCAGACCAACUCCAAACCUUCCUAAAGUUGUAGUGGUUUAAAAUACCUUAUGGAAACACUAACAAACGUACUAGCCGUCUCUACAACUUUCGAAAGUUCCCCUCAAUUUCUCCAGGAUGCCAUCAUCAGAUCCUGACAUGAAAAAAAUGGGACCACCCUGGAAGUAAACCCUACAAAACAAAAAAAGAAUUUUCAAAAUCGGUCCACAAUUGACGGAAUUAUCGCUGGACAUACAUAAAAAAAAAAAAAAAAAAACAUACAUACAUACAGCCGAACGUAGAACCUCCUCCUUUUUGUUGGAAGUCGGUUAAAAAUAUUAAUGGGAUAGAGAUUCUCGGAAAUGUCUCGCAGUCAUUUAGGUAUUAUGUAAUAAAAAGCCGUUUACAAAAAAAGUACCUUACAAUAUAAAUGCCCAGUAAAUGGGUCUAGACAAUUGAUUUACUAUUUUUUACGUUUAUUGACCGAACACUGCAUGAAAACGUGAAAACGUUCAGUCAUUGAGGUGUUUUUUGUUCAUCGUUUCCGUACUUUAUUACUCUCAAGGUCCGGCUGUUACUUAAAUAAAAACACUUUUCAGAAUGUCGACUUUAAAAUUUUCCCUAGAAAACAAAUUAAUGUAAUUAUCUCUAGUAAAUUAACUGAAUACCUAACUAACAUACCUUAUUUAAACAUGUCGGAAGGUACGUUUACGAUUUUUUACAUGAGAACAAUGUUGGAUAUGUUUUUUUUUUUGAUUCAAAUACCAGUGACGUAGCAUGCCUUAGAGGGGCCCUGUAUCAAAAUUAUUUGGGGGGUCCAAUUGACGAGCGGCAAAGGCUUAAAAAUCUCUAUCACCAUAAAGUACCUAUCGUUUUUUUUACUUUUGUAAUUUCUGGAGCUUUUUAUUCCCGGGAAGCACCAUUAAGUAAUAUUGUAGAUUACCUAUUUUUUACAAAUUUUUGCUUUUACACGUAAGUGGCCCCUGCAUUCCGGGGGCCCCGUAUCAUUGAUACGGGGAUAUGGCGAUAGCUACGCCCCUAUCAAAUACUUACUAUAUAUUUUAAGUAUAUAUUUUAAGUUUAAGUGUUUUUUAUUAGAAUGUGUGUCAAAGAAGAAUUUGGCAACAGUAGAUAAGAAUUCUCAAAGUAAUAUGAUUUUAUUUUUAAUUUUUCAUUUUCAAGGUUAAUGAAGUGUCUAAGGUGGAUGUCGCCAAUGAUGAUGGAGUACCCGAUUUUCGUCGUAUUUUUAACCCCUGACGCAAAAAGAGGCACUGUCUGAGUCUGUGGCAAAAUAGCUCCCGAAUGGAUGAAGCGACUUCAAUUUAGUUAGUUUUGUAUUAAAGGUGAUUUAUUUGCGUGUGUUCUUGGACAUAUUUAAUGAAUAUCGGUUGAGCCGUUUAAAAAUUGUGGGGGGUGAAAGUGGGAAAGAAUAACCGAAUGUCUACAAAUAUACUCGACUGAGAUCCCAAAUGAAAGCGCUCUGAAAGAGAAUAUUUAUGACUUGACGACGUAAUUAAUAAUUUCAUGACCUUCGUAUUUAAAAAUUUUCAAUUUUAUGUUAUCAGCCCUACUAUUAUAUAGGCUACUUUCUACAGGUCUAACAGUUUCGAAAGUUAAGGUUUUUUACAAAGUUUCCUCUUUAUUUCGAAUAUAUUUUUUAUAAUUCUCAAUUAGUUUUUUAGGCUAUUUGUAGAAAACCAAACUCAUGUUUUGAGUUUUAGUAAAUUGUUUACAACUUUCGCCGUGUUACCUAGAUUAAAAAAAACAUAUGACCAAAAUGUUGUUCCAAACUGAAUUACCUAGCUGUUUGUGAGAGAAUUACCAGAGUAUUUCUGGGUGCAAACAAAAUAAAAAAUAACCUUAACCUAAUAGCGUAUAAUUUUCCGCCAUACUCGUAUAUCAUUAUAAUCUAACCGUGUUUACUAUCUUACGGUUACAUAUUACCUAACCUACCUAACACACGACGACCGACGAUAUGAUUUUAAUAAAGAGGUUUCUAAAUUCAGGUCUGAGAGUCUGUAGGUGCAAGCAGCGCGAUGAGGCAGGUGAAACCCAUAAAAAAAACUUGACAUCCGCAUAAAUACAAACAUUUUUCAUAAUUUUGUAUUUCAAGAUUCAACACUAACAAUUACGUAAAUUGAUAUCAUAAUAGACUAAUAAUCGAUAUUUAUCUUGUGUUUUUAGUUUUUGUGUUUUUAAAAUAUUUAAAGACGCCAUUUUUCUUGAAUAAUAUUCUGAAUUCUUCUUAGGCGGCUUCGUCUCGUACUGACUCGAGAAUGUACUCGUUUUUGAAUUUGUAUUUGGAAUGGCUGCAUCACUGCAGUGUUUCAUACGCUCUAUCUGCCUAUUAUUCUUUAAUCUUUGCAUUUAACGAUCUGUUUUUGCCAUAACAACAAAAUGUAUCCCAUCUAUUUAUAAAACCUACAAAUAUGCUGAUACGAGUAGGUUGUUGUGAGAUGUUAUGUUGAAGUAAAACAUAUUAACGCAACAAGUAAAUCUGCAUUGGAAUUUCCUCGCGAUGUAAGAUUUAUUAGAUUAGACGAAGCCUUUUAUUAGCUUGAUGUUAUCAAUUGUAUCUUUAGUUAAAUACUGUGGUAAUUUUCUAUUGACCUGGUGUCUCGAUUGCAUUAUCUAAGACAUGGUUCUACAUGGUCUAUAUUUUAUAUUUAAAAUGUAGGUAAUAAUUAUGAAUACAGAUUUAACUGUAACUUACUUUUCACGCCUUAACUGCUGUACUCAUUUUGAUGUUUUUUGUUUUGAAAUAGAUAAGAUUUUUACUCAAAGUAACUAAAGUUGCCGUUUGUCUAUCUGUUUACGUAUAAAAUGUUAGUAUAUAUUUUUUAAUUUCGCAUUUAAAUCAUACAAAAAUUGUCUUCUAGAUCUUGUAAAAAAUCUCGUUUCUAUAUCCCGAUUGUACUCUUAAUUGUGAAAUAUAUCAAAAAUGCAUUUUCUAUUCAUUGUUCUUGUUCUUGUCAUUGUCUUACAGAUAGUAAUAUUAUGUAAAUGUAUAAUUUUGUUCUAAGCUGAUACGUUGACUCUGUGCCUUCUAUACUUUACUUACUCGUAUCUUAAAAUACGUAUCAAUAACAAAAUAAGUUAUUAUUAAUAUAGUUUAACUACUUCAGGAUGUCUGUUUCGCUUGGAGUGUAAUGGAAAGAUAGACAGACAAGCGUUUGACAGUAGACAGGCGACAAAUAGCGCAUAAUGGGGAGUUGACUCAUAUCAAAUUUGAAAUAGAGUUUGGAUAAUGAAAGUAGAUACCGAAAUCGCCCGACAAAUUCAAUUAAUAUAUACUAAUCUAUUAAUCUUUAUUAAAAAAACGUAUAUUUGUGAUAACAUUACUACAUAUUGGAAAAAAAUCAAAUUGCAAUUAUCAAACUUGAUUUUGUUUUAAAUUUGCUCGUCGAUUUUAGUCUCUACUUUCAUUAUCCAAACUUCUAGUGACUGGAAUCGCCCGUAACAAUUAUUUAGUUUAUCGUUUAGUACAUCAAGUAACACUGUGACGUCACAAAAUGGACGACAGCGUUUUUGACAUUUGGAAAAUAUGAUGAUUUUUUAAUUAAGUUUUAUAAGAAAUACUUAACUUUUAUUAAUUAAUAUCGAUAUAUUUUAGACCCUUAUUCCAUAUACUAUGCGAAAUUAUUAUUGUUUAUAUUUAUAUGAGUCAAGUACCCUAUUUAAAAAAAUAUAUCAUCUACCCUUUGUCGUGAUUUUAAUAAUGUUUUACCUGCGUCGGUUCCAGUUUUGGCCACAGGGUCAAAUAAUUUUUUGGCAUUCAGUAUCAAACGUGCUCGUCAUCUUACUACUAGGUAUUUCCAAAGCCAAUCGGACGUCCUGAAAUAGAUUUACUGUAACUCUUACAAUGUUUCAUAACAUAUCUAUAUUAAUUACAGUUUCAUGUGUAAAUUUUUGGAAGUAUGAAUACCUACCUUUGAAAGUCUUUGUAUAAAAAACUUAUUUAGAUAUCUCGCCUCCUUCACACUCUUCCUUAUGUGGCUUCAAAUAUUUUUGAAAUAUUUAUAAGUAGUAGGUAAUAAAAAUUAUCCUUAGUGAUAUAUAUUAAUUUGUUUCUUUGUUUCGCUUUAACAGCUAAAACCAUCGAUAUAAAUCGUUAGAUGGGCUCCUCCAUACUAAAGAACGCACAAUUUUAUGUCGCUACUAAGAUAAGAUGUGCACGCACAUCUUGUCUUAGGAGUAAAAACACAAACCAAAACAUGAAUAAAGAGAAAUGUAUUACGAGUGAUGACGUACUCAAUGUGCGAAACCAAUGACAAUUCCGCGACGCUUUGAGGCCCAUCUAACGAUCUACGAUCGAUGGCUAAAACACACAUUUUUUUAUAAUGGAAAGCUAAGUCUUUUGCGCGUGUUAUAUUAGGCUAUAUUUUUAUCCUCUUACAUAUACCAAACUAUCACAUUGAAUGUUUAAUAUAAAAUCUACUAAACUGCCAUUUUUUGAAUGUAUGCAGAUAAAAAAUACAGCUCUGAUGUUAUAAAUAAUAUUGCUCUGUAGAUAAAAAAUGAAUGGAGAUUACACAAAUAAAAUGGUCGUGACCGAGUUCUGUAUUUAGUUAGAAUAAACAGUAGCUCAGACAUAAUGAUCCUUAAAACACAUAACAAUACAAUAUAUCCACGUGUAAGUAUCAAGACAAAUACAUAUUAUUAAAACCUGUGUAGGCGGAAUUAUUAUUUGCGUUGUACGUGAUUGAUUAUUAUUAAUUUUUAUUCAUUUAUUAUGUAUGAUUUACCGCGAUAAUAAAUUAUAAUAAUAAUGCAGGAAUACCAACCUACCUUACACACGUUGUUCUAUUAUCAUGGAAAGAAUUUCUGACAUAAAAGUUCGACUGUCGGGGAUUUUCAAAAUUUUCAAUUGUACUUAACAUGUUGAAGUCUUUUGAUUAAAACUUCGUUUAUUUAUAAACUAGCGGACGCCCGCGACUCUAUCUGCGUGAAAGUAACAAGCAUCCAAAUAAACAUCCUAACAGACAUCCGUACAAACUUUCGCGUUUAUAAUAUUAGUAGGACGUCGACAAAUAGCUAAUAAAUGUAAAAGUUAGCGAUCAAUAAGUGAAGAUUUUGACAAUAUUCAGGCAACUGGAGUUUCAUCCGAACACGUAGAGAAUUUUUCUGUCGACAAUCGAACGGCAGAAUAGUUCUUAUCGUGUAUUGUCAGCCACUGACGAUCAAGUAAGCUUACAUGCCUGCAGGCAACCCUUUGACAGCCGAUAAAACUGAUCGUAUGUUUGUCGCAAUCGGCAUAAUGUCAUGGACAUACUUGAUCGUCAGUGGCUGAUUUAUGGAGUCUUUAUUCGUAAGCUUAUUUCCAGAAAGCCGUGGUAUACGUAUAGAACCGUUGCUUCAACAACCCUUAUUAUUAUGAUUUUUCUUAAAAUUCUUUCUAAGGAGGUGCUGGUUUUCUAUAGUUAAUGCUAACAUUUCUAUACUUAAUGCUAAUUUUCUUGUAUAAUUAAGUAGUCGUAAGUAUUGAAUUAAGUAAGUAUUACCAGGAGUUGUGUGUUAGACAAAAUGUUUAUUGUCGUGUUAACAUGUUCGAUUUGUUGAUAAAGUUAGCAGACAAAUAUAUUAUUAUUAUUACAAUUGUA